Racocetra fulgida is the source of this 370-nucleotide messenger RNA. The record is from the annotation of a GenBank genome assembly. NCBI's taxonomy places the organism in Eukaryota, Fungi, Glomeromycota, Glomeromycetes, Diversisporales, Gigasporaceae.
AUGGGAAAAAUGGAUGGACGAAGAGAAAGGCGGGUUUACUAAAAAAGAAAACUGCAAAAAAGCAUCAUACGAAUUGGUAUGUGAUACGGAUCUUUUGGCUCGGUCUUUUGAAGCAUCUGGGCUUACGCUUAAUCCCGAUGGAAGUGAAGAUGACAAAAUGACAAGCCGUCUCCAGGCUAUUAUCGCAAAUCGUAUGAAUGAGGUGUAUUUUUCUAUGGAAGAGGAUAAUGAACCAGCAAAUCAGGAUAAUGUAGAUAAUGAAUCAAAUCCUGAUAUACUUUAUGAAUUCGACGGUGAAAGUGUGAUGGAUGAUUACCCCGAAGAAAUGGAUACUGAUGAUGAUCCUGACGAAAUGGACUUUGAUUAUUGA